Messenger RNA from Pygocentrus nattereri (red-bellied piranha), 4852 nucleotides. It is a transcript of the gene taok3a, whose product is annotated as TAO kinase 3a. NCBI's taxonomy places the organism in Eukaryota, Metazoa, Chordata, Actinopteri, Characiformes, Serrasalmidae. The coding region runs from base 738 to 3434 and encodes 898 amino acids. Gene Ontology annotation, biological process: execution phase of apoptosis; protein phosphorylation. The record is from RefSeq and is a predicted model, not a curated record. Gene Ontology annotation, molecular function: ATP binding; protein kinase activity. The transcript has 21 exons.
GUGCCGCGUUUUAUCGGUGCGUUUUAGACGCCAGGCUGUCGUCUGCGCGUCGUGUCGUGCUCACGGACGCUCGCUUCUGCCUCCACUAUGAAUUGUUUCGCUUUUACUAUCAGCGUCAUGUUUGUUGUAGUACGCGAUCUGCGCUCGAUUAGUUCCCCCUCGAUUCGCGCUGACUGACAGCGGCGCUGGGCAUGAAUUGACUCCGCGUCCGGAGGGCUGGAAAUUACCCGCGUUUCUCAGUUUAGACGCCGUGACCGCGAACAAAACCGCUCCCCGGGACGGUUCGGGGUCCCCUGCUGCCCGUCGAGGUCUUUGUAGCGGCCGUGGGGCGUUAAAAUGGGCAGUUUUGUCGAGAGACGGAGGCGCGUGCAGUGAGCGAGCAAGCGGGGCUGUUUUGCGCUCUAACUUAUUUCCGUGUGCGCGGAAAAGGAGCGAAGGAGGAGAGAAAGACGGAAAAAACCGCACAGAAUCGCCGCGAAUCCUGCACACACGCACCUUUUACGGUGGAGGAGAAAUGCUGGGAGCGGUGUAGGAAAUCUGGGCUGUUACAACGCGGAGAAAAAGAAAAGCAGGACUUUGAUCGUGUCUGCUGGUCAUGAAUCAGUGGUAGAGGAGUAGAAGAGACACGGGCGGCCGGAUCCAUCCACCACUUCGGUUAAAGGUAGAUCAGAUAAAUGCCGGCGCUGGCGGAAGAGGGUGAGCAGCGGGUGGUCUCCAGACAUUCAGUCUAGCUCAACAUGCCCUCGUCCACGCGGAAAGGAGCGCUGAAGGACCCCGAGCUCGCCAGCCUCUUCUUCAAAGAUGACCCGGAAGAAGUCUUCUGUGACCUCCAUGAGAUCGGCCAUGGGAGCUUCGGCGCAGUUUACUUCGCCCGAAACUCCUACUCCAACGAGGUGGUGGCCAUUAAGAAGAUGUCCUAUAAUGGCAAACAGACCACAGAGAAGUGGCAGGACAUCAUUAAGGAGGUUAAGUUUUUGGAACAGCUGAGACACCCAAACACCAUCGAGUACAAAGGCUGCUACCUGAAGGACAACACUGCCUGGCUGGUCAUGGAAUACUGUUUAGGCUCCGCCUCUGAUUUGUUAGAAGUUCAUAAGAAACCGCUCCAAGAGGUUGAAAUUGCUGCCAUUACCCACGGUGCCUUGCUAGGACUGGCUUACCUGCAUUCCCACAACAUGAUCCACAGAGAUGUUAAAGCAGGCAACAUCCUCCUUACUGAGCCUGGUCAGGUCAAACUGGCUGACUUUGGCUCCGCCUCCAUGAGCUCUCCUGCCAACUCUUUUGUUGGGACCCCUUACUGGAUGGCUCCAGAGGUGAUUUUAGCCAUGGAUGAGGGCCAGUAUGAAGGAAAGGUGGACAUCUGGUCUCUGGGGAUUACCUGCAUUGAGCUGGCCGAGCGCAAGCCUCCUCUCUUCAACAUGAAUGCUAUGAGUGCCUUAUAUCACAUUGCUCAGAACGAUUCCCCCACACUGCAGUCCAAUGAGUGGUCGGACGCGUUCCGGAGCUUCGUUGACUACUGCCUACUAAAGAUACCUCAGGACAGACCCUCCUCAGCAGAACUACUGAGGCAUGACUUUGUGCGUCGAGAGCGCCCCCCACGGGUCCUUGUGGACCUCAUCCAAAGGACAAAAGAUGCCGUCCGGGAGCUGGACAACCUACAGUACCGGAAGAUGAAGAAAAUUCUCUACCAGGAGAAACACAAUGGACCAAUGGGAGAGUCGCAAGAGGAGGAGGAGGAUGGUGAUCAGGCUGGCUGUAAGGCUAACAGUCUGGGCAGUAAUCACUCAGUGCCGAGUACGUCGGUCAGUACGGGCAGUCAGAGCAGCAGCAUCAACAGCCUGCAGGAGUGUCCUGAAGACUCCUGCUCUGAUAUGGCCCUCAUGCACCCUGAGUACGACAGCACUCUCGAGUCUUCCACACACCAUAAAAAGGAUCAUCAGUAUAUCCGUGACGAUGGGGGUCAUCGAGACCACCGCUCUGACCCUCGACCUUCACCGUCGGACAGAGCUCAGGCCCGGAACUAUAGGAAUCGCGAACGCUUCGCCACCAUCAAGUCCGCCUCUCUGGUGACACGUCAGAUCCAUGAACAUGAGCAGGAGAAUGAGCUCCGAGAGCAGAUGUCUGGCUACAAGCGCAUGAGACGGCAACACCAGAAGCAGCUGAUCGCUCUGGAGAACAAGCUGAAGGCCGAGAUGGACGAGCAUCGGCUGAAGCUCCAGAAAGAAGUGGAGACGCAGGCCAACAAUGCCUACAUCGAGCUGGAGAAACUGGCCAAGAAGCACGCCAUCCACACAGAUAAGGAGAUGAAGAUGGCUGCAGCAGAUGAGAAGAAGUUCCAGCAGCAGAUCAUGGCCCAGCAGAAAAAGGAGCUGACCACUUUCUUGGACAACCAGAAGAAACAAUAUAAACUCUGCAAGGAGAAGAUCAAAGAGGAGAUGAAUGAGGACCACAGCACUCCUAAGAAGGAGAAGCAGGAGCGCCUGUCCAAGCAUAAGGAGAACAUGCAGCACUCUCAGGCAGAAGAGGAGGCCCAGCUUCUGGGCCAACAGCGUCUCUUUUAUGACCGCAACUGCAGGGCCUUCAAGCGCAAGGUCAUGACCAAGAGACAUGAGCUUGAACAGGAGCAGUUACGAGAGGAGUUGAAUAAGAAGAAGACGCAGAAGGAGAUGGAGCAUGCCAUGCUGAUCAGGCAUGACGAGUCGACUCAGGAGCUGGAGCACCGGCAGCUGAAGACCCUGCAGAAACUGCGCAUGGAUCUGAUCCGCCUGCAGCACCAGACUGAACUGGAGAACCAGAUCGAGUACAACAACCGCCGUGAGAGGGAGCUGCACCGAAAACACGUACUGGAGCUGCGGCAGCAGCCCAAAAACCUCAAGGCCAUGGAGCUGCAGAUAAAGAAGCAGUUCCAAGACACGUGCAAGGUCCAGACGAAGCAGUACAAGGCCCUGCGGCACCACCAGCUGGAGGUGACCCCCAAGAGCGAACACAAGACCGUGCUGAAGGCGCUGAAGGAGGAGCAGACGCGCAAACUGGCCAUCCUGGCCGAGCAGUACGAGCAGAGCAUCAACGAGAUGAUGGCCUCUCAGGCGCUGCGUCUGGAUGAGGCUCAGGAGGCGGAGUGCCAGGCUCUGCGGCAUCAGCUGCAGCAGGAGAUGGAGCUGCUGAACGCCUACCAGAGUAAAAUAAAGAUGCAGACGGAGGCGCAACACGAGCGAGAGCAGCAGAAGCUCGAGCAGAAAGUGUCGCUGCGCAGGGCUCACCUGGAACAAAAGAUUGAAGAGGAGCUGGCUUCUCUUCAGAAAGAGCGCACAGACCGGAUCAAACACCUUCUGGAAAGGCAGGAGAGGGAGAUGGACGCCUUCGACAUGGAGAGCCUGCGCAUGGGCUUCGGAAACCUGGGCGCCUUGGACUACCCUAAAGACGACUACAGAUGAGACCUGACCGAUUAUGCCUAAUUUUUUUCUUUCUUUUUUUUUUUUUUGAAAAGCCCUUCGUCCUCCACUGUUUAAAAGGACACAUGCAGGUUUUUUUUGUUUUUUUUUUUACUACUGACAAACAAAUCAAACCCUCCACUUUUCCGGACUAGUGCCUGCACAGGCCUUCUUUUGCAACAGGCCCCCUCCUCUUGUCAACAUGCUGGAUAACUGCUGUAGUUAUCUUUUCAUAUAUAUAUAUAUAUAUAUAUAUAUAUAUAUAUAUAGCUAUAUAGCUAUAUAAGUAUUACAUAUAAGAGAACGAAAAACAAUGUCACAGUGUUGAUGUCAGUGAUUUUUCUCGUGCAAUGAUAACACUUGAUGUGAUUGAAAUAGAAAUUUAGAGAGGAAGCAAAGCAAUAUGGAUGUGUGUAUGUGGGAGGGGGGUUGUAUUGCUACUGUUAUCUGUUCACAAUGUUUUUUUUAAAUCUGAUGUUUUCCCGGGUGGAGUGAAGAGCAAGAUUUUUUUUUUUUUUGCGCAGUCUUAGACAUAUUGCUGCUGAGUCUCUCCAUUUGGUAUUUAUUCAUCUGAAAGAAAUAGACAAAAUUUUCACAUAUUGAACAAAUUUGAUAAUGUUUUAAAUGUUCAUUUGAUGUACAUACUUGAUAGCUGCAUCUGUGAGCCAGAGAUUCUUACGGUGGGUUAAUUCAGGGUUUCUUUUGAGGGAACCCCACUCUGUUCCUCUGUAUAAUAAUCAGCCUCAACUGAGGUCAGCAAUGUGAAUCCUUGCUCCUGGUACUAGAACAAAGGGCUCUGGGGAAAGGGUACGUGUAUUUUAUGUGUAGAAGGCUUUAUGGAGAACUUCGACUUAUUUUCCUAUUGUAUUUUAACUUCAAUUUUUUUAUGAUGUUGACCGAUUGACCACACCCACCAAACUCUUUCAGUAAAAUCAUGUCUUGGACUAUAUUUGAAAACUUUGGGUUUUUUUUUUUGCUUUCUCAAGCUGUGCAUUUUUCUUACAAGAUUCAAAAACUCUGUGAAUAAUAAAAAAAUAUGCUUUACAGUUUGCAUGCACUUUAAUUUUUUUUGUUUGUUUUCAGGUUGAGGAUAGGCAUGAUUUGUCAUAAAUGCUUUUAAUUAUUGUAAAUAAAGUGCCCACCACACAAGGUGUAGUCUGGCUGUAGUUUUUAAUAUCAGGGACACCAUUUUUCCAUUAUUCCUGACAUGUCCUAUACAAACAAUGAAUCAUCGUAUCACCCUGGUGCACAAAAUUAGAUCUGUAUCCAUAGGAACAAGGUAUGGUGCAGGAAGUGCAGGAACAGCAGUGAAGCAAAGGUGAGAUGUGAAUCAGAGUUGAGAUCGAAUCAAAUUGAUGAGCUUUAGUAAAGCAUUAGCACAUGAUCAGGUGAUAAUGGAACUGCAACACUGUUAAACUCCC